AUGGCGCAUCAACUGGCACCGUCUGUAAAUUGUUCGUUAGACGACAUUGACCUCGGUGCACUAAAGGACCCAGCUGGUAUCUUCGAACUUAUUGAAGUUGUGGGAAAUGGCACGUAUGGCCAGGUGUACAAGGGUCGCCACACAAAGACAGGUCAACUUGCUGCUAUCAAAGUUAUGGAUGUCACACAAGAUGAAGAGGAAGAAAUAAAACUUGAGAUAAAUGUCCUAAAAAAAUAUUCUAACCACCGUAACAUUGCCACUUACUAUGGAGCAUUUAUAAAAAAAACCCCAUCUGGUAAAGAUGAUCAAUUAUGGUUGGUUAUGGAGUAUUGUGGUGCUGGAUCUGUGACUGAUUUAGUAAAAUCAACUAAGGGCCAGUCACUGAAAGAAGAAUGGAUUUCCUACAUUUGCAGAGAGAUUUUAAGAGGUCUCAGCUAUUUACAUUCUAACAAAGUUAUUCAUCGAGAUAUAAAAGGACAGAAUGUCUUACUUACUGAUAAUGCUGAAGUAAAACUUGUUGAUUUUGGUGUAUCAGCACAACUAGACAGAACUAUUGGUAGGAGAAACACAUUUAUUGGUACACCAUAUUGGAUGGCACCUGAAGUAAUUGCAUGUGAUGAGAACCCUGAUGCCACAUAUGACAACCGCUCUGACCUCUGGUCUCUUGGUAUCACUGCACUUGAGAUGGCUGAAAGUCAACCACCUCUUUGUGAUCUUCAUCCUAUGAGAGCACUUUUCCUUAUUCCAAGGAACCCGCCGCCCCGUUUAAAAUCUAAAAAAUGGGCAAAGAAGUUUCACAGUUUUAUUGAAACUGUGCUUGUGAAAGAUUAUCAUCAACGACCCUACACUGAACAACUUCUAAAGCAUCCUUUUAUAAGGGAUCAACCAACAGAAAGACAAGUUAGAAUACAACUUAAAGAUCACAUAGAUAGGUGUAAAAAGAGAAAACAAGACAACUCAGUGAGAGAGGAGUACAAAUAUUCAGGUUCAGAAGGUGAAGAAGAAGACAAUGCGGUAGCAGGUGAACCAUCUUCUAUUGUGCAUAAUGCCGCUGCACAUCAGACUAGUGAUACAUUAAGACGUAACUUCCAACAAAUACAAGAAGGAAGUGCUGGUGCAGAAGGUCAACCGCAACCUCCACCUAAGAGAAACAGUAAACGCGAGGAGCGAGAGGAAAUUCCGGAACCUGGCCCACCCGCAAGGCCAUCCAUUCCACAAAGACUGAUUGUUGUGCCAGACCCACAGGCACAACAGCCUAAUAGAUAUAGGCCUCUCCCUCCCACACCCAAAUCGUCGGGCUCAUCGAACAGCUCAGGCUCCAACAACGGCACUCCCCCCGCCAGUGGUCCGCAACCGCCGCAGCGUGGUUCACAUCACAUGUUCAAACCCAUGCUUCCUCCGCGAAGACCAGAGGACUUGGACAAACUGGCUGCGCAGCUUAACGAACUCGGCGUUGUAUCGGGUAAUGAACCACCGAAUCGGCCGCCACGGGCGCCUACCAAUGGCCAAGGACCACCAUUGGAGAGAAAUCCUCCGGAGCCGCCAUUUGAAGACUCUGACAGCGAUUCUGACGCAGAAGAAAGCGGGGGAAGAGUUCGCAAUGAUGGUACUCUGCUUGCCAGUGAUCCCCCCAAACCACUGCCGGGGCUGGCGGCGGUGUCGGAGGACGGCGCGGCGGCGGGCGGCGCGCCCACGCGGCCGCUGCCGCCCACGCCCGACGACGACGACGCGCACCCCGACCGCACGCUCGUCAUGAAGCGGAAGGAGAUCGCUGAAAGCGAUAAAAGGCAAUCCUACGUUGACGAGGCUGUUCUGCUGAAGGAUUGGGACUUCGCUAGAUUUUUUCCUUCAAAGUCCAUGGAAAAAGAGGAAAAACAAGACAUGUCAAAGGAGACUGAACAAAAGCGAGCGCAACUGCAGCGUCAGUCCAGAAUCGAAAUGGACGACGCUUGGGUGAAAUAUAAGGCUAUCGCGACACCGCCUUCUCGCCACAAGCAAAUAGUUCACAAACCCAACGAGAAAUCACCUCAAGAGAAACUUUCAGAUAUGCUUAAAUAUAAAAAGGAACAGGAGUCGGAGUUAAACUCUCCAAACCGAUUCUUUAGAGGGUUCCGCCGGGAAAAUUCCGAUCUUUUUCCGUUACCAAGCACACGUCAUUCUGCUAUUUACUUCCCGAAGCAUGAAAAUCAAGUAGGAGGGAACAAACAGUUAAGAUCUAGCGGUAUUUUCAAUCCUUCGCGUAAGCAAAUUACGAAGCCUGCUACUUCGGGAGAGCCGAUACUAACAGACUUCAUAAAAAUGAAUGACAGUCUCAAGAUAUCGCAAGUGGAAAACAAAAAGAAUGCGGCUAAAAAAUCAGCCAACAAUCCUAUAGAGGCGUUAAAAAAUGUCGCAAUUCUGAUUAGGCAAGAAAGCGAAAACAAUGGUGCGAGUCGCCAGAGUAGCAUCAAUAGUGACUCUCCGGCGACUAGCAUUUGCUUUAGUAGCGGCACGUCAUUCGAAAAAAAUGGCACUCUCGAUCUCACAGCUGAUACGCUUGAAAACAAAUCCCAAGAUAAGAAUUUCGACUCGAAUAAUGUAGUCAAACCUCGACGGGAAAAGACGGAAUCGGACAUUGUAUUCCGGAGAAAUUGUCACUAUAACCGAAACACUGACGUAAUGGGAAGUUGUGGGCAGGAAGCGGUACUCGCACAGGAUCAGGGUCGGUCAAGUGGUGCGAAUGAAGGAAGUGGAUCACGAACUAGCUCCGUUCUCCCGGAUUUGCUUAGUCAAGCCGGACAACCAACCACUCCACCGCGUCUCGACAAAUCAACCAGCGAAGAGUACAGGCAAGCCAUUGCUGGAGGCCCCCACCAUCAUCAUCAUCCUCUCCCUUCCUCCGUUCAAUCUACUCCAUCCAAGUCUUUCGUAUCUGGAGCAGCUUCACCGCACCCUCUUCAGCAUUCCCCCUCUAACUCCUCUGUGGGCUCCCAACAACAGUUCCUCCCCUUGCAACAGAAGCAGCGUUCGUUUCUUACAUUCGGGUUCGGUGCGGGAUCGACUGGCAGUGGCACUGGUGGAUCGGGUGGCAACGCGUCACGUCGUGAGAGUCACGUCAAUGUUAACGUUACGCCUACUGGGCACGACCUAUCCUCGGACACGCCCGAAAUACGCAAAUACAAGAAGAGAUUUAAUUCAGAAAUACUGUGUGCUGCUUUAUGGGGGGUGAAUUUACUCAUUGGCACGGAAAAUGGUUUAAUGCUACUCGAUCGCUCUGGUCAAGGAAAAGUCUAUCAAUUGAUCUCACGACGCCGCUUCCAACAAAUGGAAGUAUUAGAGGGACAAAAUAUUCUUGUAACUGUAUCUGGAAAGAAGAACAGAGUUCGUGUCUAUUACCUUAGUUGGCUAAAGUCAAAAAUUUUACGCACAGAUGGCCUUAGUGACCAAGUUGAGAGGCGAAAUGGCUGGAUAAAUGUAGGAGAACUACAGGGUGCUGUGCAUUUUCGAAUUGUUAAAUAUGAGCGAAUCAAAUUUUUGGUAAUUGCUCUUAAAGAUUCAAUAGAAAUUUAUGCAUGGGCACCAAAACCGUAUCACAAAUUUAUGGCAUUUAAAAGUUUUGGCGAUUUGCAACACAGGCCUUUAUUAGUUGAUCUUACUAUUGAAGAAGGCACAAGACUGAAAGUUAUCUAUGGGUCAGCAGAUGGAUUCCAUGCUGUCGAUCUUGAUACAGCAAGUGUUUAUGAUAUUUAUAUUCCAAAACAUACACAGGGAGCUAUUAUUCCUCAUUGCAUUGUUCCACUGCCCAAUUCCAAUGGUGUGCAACUACUACUUUGUUAUGAUAAUGAGGGUGUUUAUGUUAAUACCAAUGGACGAAUUAGCAAGAAUAUAGUGCUUCAGUGGGGUGAAAUGCCAACUUCGGUUGCAUACAUUGGCACAGGUCAAAUAAUGGGUUGGGGCAAUAAAGCAAUUGAAAUACGCUCGGUAGAAAGUGGACACCUGGACGGUGUGUUCAUGCACAAAAAAGCACAACGACUUAAAUUUCUGUGUGAGCGUAACGACAAAGUAUUCUUUUCCUCUGCCAAGGGUGGGUCUUCUUGUCAAAUAUACUUCAUGACUCUCAAUAAGCCUGGAAUGGCUAAUUGGUAG
Molecule: messenger RNA, 4125 nt
Organism: Parnassius mnemosyne (clouded apollo)
Lineage: Eukaryota; Metazoa; Arthropoda; Insecta; Lepidoptera; Papilionidae
Source: the annotation of a GenBank genome assembly